Paecilomyces variotii is the source of this 666-nucleotide messenger RNA. RefSeq lists its product as hypothetical. Lineage: Eukaryota; Fungi; Ascomycota; Eurotiomycetes; Eurotiales; Thermoascaceae. The transcript has 3 exons. The coding region runs from base 1 to 666 and encodes 221 amino acids. The record is from RefSeq and is a predicted model, not a curated record.
AUGACAAUUCCAAGAGCAGGAAAUUACAACUGUCUCGGAGAUAAUGCCAACUUCAACAAUGCGAUUCUAGGUUACCACCCUGCUGGUUUCCUGAACGCAAAACGUAUUAUCAAUGAGCUUUACACCUGUUCUGACGAAGGCGAUAUGCAAGGCCGAUUUAACAACAACCUGGGAGGCAUUGCGACCACGAGUCAGCAGAUAUCCUUGUAUGAUUGUCUGGAAGAGCUGGACUCUCCCGCAGAUAUCUUCGAAAACUGCACUCCUACUACAUCGUUUUACAGUCAAAAGAUAACCUCAGAUCUCGAGGCCCGGGUAAUAUUCUGGGCCCGCAGAAGCGCAGAGCCAUUGAAGCAUUAUGAAUUUCCAAAUGACCACUGUCCAAACUCGUUUGACUCCACGAAGGACGAUCACUAUAUACAAUACAGAAUCAGGAUACUGUCAGACCACCCGCGUCGCAGCGUCAUCCCGUCUUUCGUCUCCAGUGACUCCGAGCUUGCCGAUACCACUCCCCCGGGCAUUAUCAACGAUGCCGCGACAGAACCCUCGCCAUCUCCGACUCCGUCGUCGUCCGUUCAUGAUGCGGAUGCAAAAGAACCGAGCAAAUGGUCGCUUGGAUCAAAGCGUCCACCUCGAUGUCUCAAGAAGCUGUCUACCGCCAUGAGGUAA